AUGACAAAAUCAAAGGGGGAUCGCGUUCCCCUUAAAGUCUCCCAUUCCAAUCCCUCAUUGCAGGUGACCGCAGACCACAAGCUCAAAACUAUCGACACACCUGUUUACCCCCCUAAACCAGGGGAGGCGCUGGUUCAUAUCAAAGCAACUGGAAUUUGUGGGUCUGAUAUUCACUUCUGGAAGACCGGGCGUAUUGGAACGUUGGUGUUUGAAGGCGACUGCACCAUUGGGCAUGAAGCUUCGGGUAUCGUUCUGCAGUGCGGCGAGGGGGUCAACCAUUUGAAGCCAGGUGAUCGAGUUGCUGUGGAACCUGGUGUUCCCUGUGAACGCUGUUUCCUCUGUGACGAGGGACGUUAUAAUCUGUGCGAGGAUGUCGAGUUUGCUGGCGUUUACCCUUAUGAAGGCACCAUUCAGCGUUACAAGAACCACCCUGCCAAAUGGCUGCACAAGCUGCCUGACAACGUCACUUUUGCCGAAGGCGCUCUUCUCGAGCCACUUUCGGUGGUGAUGCACGGCAUCAAGACGGCUGGUCUUUCGUUGGGCCGUGGUGUGGUUGUAUGCGGUGCAGGCCCUAUCGGCUUGAUUGCUUUAGCUGCAGCUCGUGCCUCGGGCGCACAUCCUAUCGUGAUCACAGAUCUAGAGCCCUCUCGACUGGCCUUUGCGAAGGAUUUUGUCCCGUCCUGCAUUACCUAUGAAGUGGAUCGUACAAAAGAUGCAAAAGGUAAUGCAGAGGCCAUUCGAGCUCUCUUUGGGUCUGGUGAAUAUGUUGCUCCGGAAACCAUUCUCGAGUGUACGGGCGUGGAAAGCAGUGUGUGCACUGCUGUGUAUACUGUGCGGCGAGGAGGCACCGUGAUGGUGAUUGGUGUAGGAAAACAGAUCAUGAACAACUUACCUUUUAUGCAUGUUUCGCUCGCCGAGAUUGAUCUCCGGUUCAUCAACCGCUACCGUGACACAUGGCCCCCGGCCAUUGCCUGCCUGAGUGGUCGAAUCUUAGACCUGAAAAAACUUGUGUCGCAUGUCUUCCCUCUUGAAAAAGCCGAGGAUGCGCUCCAUCUUUGCGCUGAUACACGAAACGGUAGUAUCAAGGUGUUGGUGGUCGAUGAGCAACAGGCAUCCUUAUAG
This is a messenger RNA of Penicillium robsamsonii, 1122 nucleotides long. RefSeq names its product NAD(P)-dependent alcohol dehydrogenase. The record is from RefSeq and is a predicted model, not a curated record. The coding region runs from base 1 to 1122 and encodes 373 amino acids. Gene Ontology annotation, molecular function: L-iditol 2-dehydrogenase (NAD+) activity; zinc ion binding. Gene Ontology annotation, biological process: D-sorbitol catabolic process. Lineage: Eukaryota; Fungi; Ascomycota; Eurotiomycetes; Eurotiales; Aspergillaceae. The transcript is spliced from 3 exons.